Molecule: messenger RNA, 2255 nt
Organism: Manihot esculenta (cassava)
Lineage: Eukaryota; Viridiplantae; Streptophyta; Magnoliopsida; Malpighiales; Euphorbiaceae
Product: scarecrow-like protein 14
Exons: 1
Coding region: 195-1994 (599 amino acids)
Biological process (GO): regulation of DNA-templated transcription
Cellular component (GO): nucleus
Molecular function (GO): DNA-binding transcription factor activity; sequence-specific DNA binding
Source: RefSeq, a predicted model, not a curated record
AAGCGACAGGGUGAAUAUUGCAGAUGAAAGAGUUUUAUGUUAUGUGCUCUUAAGUCUUAAAACUUAUAAUCUUGGCUUUCCAUCUCGUUCAUUUACUCUUCAUAAACCAAUUAUCAGAGUCUUUAAGCUCCUGCUGACCAUAUCUUUCCUUGUUAACAAUUCCAGGUAAUAAGUGGAAAUCCCUCUUAGGACUCAUGAACCCAGUUCUUCAAAAGCUUUCAAAUGAUGCUAUUUUGAAGUACAUCAACCAUGCUCUUAUGGAGGAAGAGUUAGAGGAACAAAGCUGCUGCAUUUUACAGCACUCCGCUCUUCAGGCUGCUGAAAAAUGCUUGCAUGAUAUUCUUGGUCCGAAAUGUCUCCCACCCAAAAAUAUUUAUCAUGCAUUUUCAUAUGAAAAUCGGGAUCUAGGCAACCAUGUCAGUACUUACUGCACCACAGCUAACGACAUCGCUGCAGUGAAUUCUAGAUUGUUGAUUCGCGAUGUCCAUGAGCAGGAAUCUUCCUGUACAAUUACUACUUCGCCACUUGGAUUGGAACCCAGUUCAUCGCCUUCCUUCCUGGCAGCUGCAAGCAUUUCUGGAACUAAAAAGUUGCAGUCUAUUAGCGGAUGGGAAGUAGAAACUGGGGAAUUCCCUCGUAACGGAAAACAAAUGAUUCUCGAUUUUGCAAACAAUAGAGUGACUCCUGUGGCGGCGGCUAAGACAAGCAACGGUAGGAGGGACAUUGAUCAUGAGUAUGAUUUCUUUAACCCUUACGAAGAUUUUCAAAAUGCACCAACCAGAUGGAUAUUGAAUCGGAAGGGAAAAUCAAGGGGAUCUAAUGGUGAAACGACACGCGGGAUUAAAACCCGAAAAUUUGUUGACCUCAGCACUCUUUUGAUUCAUUGUGCAGAAGCAGUAUCAGGCAAUGAUCACAAAACUGCAACUGAACUGCUAAUGCGGAUUAGGCGGCAUUCUACUCCAUGCGGUGACGGAUCCCAGAGGCUUGCCCAUUGCUUUGCAAAUGCUCUUGAGGCGCGCAUCAUUAGUAGAGAGAGCGAGGCAGUUGCAGCUCUUGCAACGACUAAGGUGCCAGCCACUUGUAUGUUAGAUGCUUGGAAGCUCCUUUUUUCAGCUUGCCCUUUCUUGAAUAUAUCGAAUUCAUUCGCAUUCCACACCAUUAUGGAAGUUGCAGAUAAAGCAGAUAGGCUCCAUAUCAUACACUUUGGUGUUGUUUAUGGUUUCCCAUGGUCGUCCCUAAUUCAGCAUCUCGCGAAAAGACCUGGAGGCCCUCCUGUGCUUCGUGUUACAAGAAUGGAGAUCCCCGAACCUUGUUUCGAUUCAGCAUCAAAGCUUGAGGAAACGGGAAGUUACUUGAAAAGCUUUUGUGAGAGACUGAAUGUUCCUUUUGAGUACACUGCAGUAUCAAGGAGAUGGCCAAGUAUCCGAUUUGAGGACUUCAAGAUAGACAGAGAUGAAGUAACCAUUGUCGCCUGUUUAUAUCGGUCCAGGAACCUGCUCGAAGAGACGGUAGACGUAGACAUCAACUGCCAGAGGGAUGCUGUUCUUAACUUGAUAAGGAGGAUGAAUCCAAGUGUCUUCAUUCAGGGGAUAGUCAAUGGGGGCUAUAACGCUUCCUUCUUCACCACGAGGUUUCGAGAGGCUCUUUUUUACUUUUCGUCGCUGUUUGAUAUGCUUGACGCGAAUGUAUCCCACAACGUACCCGAGAGGAUGGUGCUUGAGCAAGAGAUAUACGGGAAGAGGAUCUUGAAUGUGAUUGCAUGCGAAGGAUCGGAGAGGCUAGAAAGGCCGGAGACAUAUAAGCAAUGGCAUCUUAGGAAUAUGAGGGCUGGGCUCAAGCAACUCCCAUUGAACCAGAGGAUCAUGCAAAAUAUGAAGGAACAAGUGAAGUUACAAUACCAUAAGGACUUUUUGAUGGAUGAAGAUGGACACUGGAUUGUUCAGGGAUGGAAGGGAAGAAUCCUGUUUGCCCUCUCUUGUUGGAAAUCUGCCUAGCAAUUUCCAAAGAGAAUGUACAUAUUGGAAUUUUCUUUCCUUGAUUGUCGUCUCUCUCCGCUCUUGCCUAUCUAUGUUGAUAGGGUUGUUAAUUUACCAUAUAUUUCUUUUCGUGCUAUGGACUUAUUGCAUUUUGGGCAAAGUCCUCACUUGGGUUGUACCAAUUUGCUACUCUUGCAAUUCGCAUUUCAUUUUGUCAUUGCUUAGUUGUUUCCUCUAAUUACUUGCUCUUAAUAAGUGAGAGCAAAACAACCAACUAUU